This is a messenger RNA of Trichomycterus rosablanca, 2370 nucleotides long. Its product is annotated as histone-lysine N-methyltransferase PRDM9-like. The coding region runs from base 83 to 1813 and encodes 576 amino acids. Gene Ontology annotation, biological process: regulation of transcription by RNA polymerase II. The transcript has 8 exons. The record is from RefSeq and is a predicted model, not a curated record. Lineage: Eukaryota; Metazoa; Chordata; Actinopteri; Siluriformes; Trichomycteridae. Gene Ontology annotation, molecular function: RNA polymerase II cis-regulatory region sequence-specific DNA binding; DNA-binding transcription factor activity, RNA polymerase II-specific; protein binding.
UCGAGUUCACAGUAAAAGAUGGUGAUCGUGUGAAUGUCUCUGAUUCGCUUCGUUCUGCUCUAAACACACAAGAUCUUUUAUAAUGGAAGCAGCAGAAGAUAGAGCAGGAUCUUCCAGAAACCCUGGAGCACAGGUUCCUGCUGCUGAUCAGUCACAGGAAGAGACUUGUACAGCUCCAAGUGAAGGAACAUCAAGCUCUGUAGGACACGUGACCCCUCCAGACUGGAAUGGAGGAUUCCAGGAGGACCUCACAUCCCUCAAGUCUGGAGGCGGUUUGAAGGAAGAGAUUGUGGAGGUGAUCAUCGGCAAUUACGAUCAUGGAAGCGGCUUCCACAACGGUCAAGAUAAUGAAGCCAAUCAAGGGGAAAAACCUAAAGAUGACGACAACCUGUACUGUGAGGAAUGUGGAACCUACUUCUACAACAAGUGUGAGGUUCACGGUCCAGCUCUCUUCAUCCCUGAUACCCCCGUCCCCAUGGGGGUGGAGGACCGAGCCAGACAGACUCUUCCACCUGGGCUGGAGGUUCGGACGUCCGAUAUCCCCGAUGCAGGUCUAGGAGUGUUUAAUAUGGGGGAGACUGUUCCUAUCGGGGCACAUUUCGGACCCUACCAGGGAGAGCCGGUGGACCGAGAGGAAGCCGUGAUCAGUGGAUACUCCUGGGUGCUUUGCAAAGGCAACCAGUGUAAAGAAUACAUAGAUGCAACAAGAGAGACCCACGCUAACUGGAUGAGGUACGUGAAUUGCGCUCGUAACGAAGAGGAGCAGAAUCUGCUCGCAUCUCAGUUUCGAGGGGGGAUUCUGUACCGCUGCUGUCGACCCAUCGAGUCGGGACAGGAGCUCUUGGUGUGGUACGACGACGAUUACGCCAGAGUGACCGGGAUGACGUUGGAAUAUAUUUGGAACAGGAAGUGCUCUGGGAAAGAAAAGAAAGACGCCCUUUUGCAAGUGUUCUCCUGCUCCCUGUGUCCAAUUUCAUACACAGCUGAGAUCUACCUUCACAAACACAUCUGGAGGUGGCACCACGAGGAGUACCUGAGACUCCAGAGAUCCGGAGAGAUUAAAAACGAUCUGACCACGAGAAGCUCCUCGGGUCGCCUCUGCGUCAACGUCUCUCGCGGACAGACGCGGGAAAGAAAUUUCGUCUGUUCGCAGUGCGGAAAAAGCUUUCCCCAUCAGACUGCACUCCUAACACACCAGCGCAUUCACACGGGGGAGAAGCCCUAUCAGUGUUCGCAGUGUGGGAGGUGUUUCCGCCACCCUAACACCCUCAACGACCACCAGCGCACUCACACGGGAGAGAAGCCGUACACCUGCUCGCAGUGCGGGAAGAGUUUUGCCCAGCAGGGUAGCCUUAAACAGCACCAGCGCAUUCACACGGGGGAAAAGCCUUAUCAGUGCGUACAGUGCGGAAAGAGUUUCACUCAGCCGAGCAACUAUCAACAACACCUGCGCAUUCACACAGGAGAGAAGCUGUAUAGCUGCUCGCAGUGCGGGAAGAGUUUCACUCACCAGAGCACCCUGCGCCAACACCAGCUGGUUCACGACGGCGUGAAGCCGCAUCACUGCUCGCAGUGCGGGAAGAGUUUCUUUCACAAGAGUUACCUGAAACUACACCUGCGGGAUCACACAGGAGAGAAGCCGUACCAGUGCUCACAGUGCGGGAAGAGGUUCACUCGCCAGACCUCUCUCCAAACGCACCAGCGCAUUCACACAGGAGAGAAACCAUAUCAGUGCUCUCAUUGUGGGAAGAAAUACACUCGCCAGACUACUCUGCAUCGACACCAGCGUGUUCACGCGGGAGAAAAGUCAUGAUGCAGCUGAACGUGUGGAUCCAGGAGGUUAAUUUAUUAAUUAAACAUAAUGAAUCAAACGUUUGCUUCCAUUUUAAUGUCGACAUUCUUUGUUUGCACCUGAUUGACGAACCAGUACUGCAUGUUCCUGAUGAAGUGCUCCCAUUCUGGCUUAUCUCGCCUGAACAAGUGUUAGAUUUGAUGAUUCUCCAGCUGCUGCAGGUACCGUAAUGGAUCUGCUUGAGAGUUGGCAGAAGACAUCCAGUAGAUGCUGUGGGUUGUUGGCUCUUAAUUAAUAUAUUCCAGAUUAAAUGUUACAUUAAAUAAGUUAAUUUAUCACAUUUUACUAGUUUUUUUUAUACUGUUGAGCGCUCAGUGUGGAGGAAGAUGUUUCAGGAGUGUGAGUGUUUGUUGUGCAAUGUAGCCAAGUUUGGAAAACAUAUAGCCUAAACAACAAAGUGAUGUCUCUCCGUGUCAGGGAGAUCCACAUGCACCCACUGUUCAUCUGGUUGUCCAUAAUUUUCAUUCACUGCCAUUUCUUUUGAGGUUCUUUGAAUACACUUGCAGAUUUGCACUCCC